AGAGUUCAGUGGUCUUGAGUGUUGAGUAUCUAGUGAAUGUGAACACACGGACGGUUGAGUAGAAUGUUGUUCUGCUUCAGUAAUUAAAUUGCAGUAACUACCAUUUAUUUCACGAAAUUUUUGUGAAUUAAGAGUUUUAAAUAUUCCAAUCUAUUAUACGGGAUGUUAGUGGAAUCGUCAAAAUAAUUUGAAACCUGAAGUCCUAUCUGCCAAUGACAAUAUCUUGUUCUUUUUGAAAGUGACGUAUGAAUAUGGAAGCAAAUGAUAGCCAAUCCACUUCGACUGAUGACCCAUUCCUUCGCGCAUCGCUGGAAGCAGUCGCCAGCCAUGGUCAUGCCAUGGACGCACUUAGUAUCAAGCGCAGGAGUAGUUCAAGAUCGAUAAAGAGGAAGAAGUUUGACGAUGAGCUGGUCGAAUCCAGUCUGAAUACUGGAGAGAAAAACACUUUGGGACCAAAAGUGCAGAGAAUCAGGACUCAGUCGUUGACAGUUCCAUAUUCUGGAUCCGACGUGAGCGCAUUGAACGCGGUGAGCAGUCAGCAGCCGGGGGCGGCAGCAGUUGCGGCGCCGUCGGCUUCAUUCGCAGACGGGGGCGGUGGUGGCGGCAAAGCGAAGCGCUCGUCUGCGGCCAAGUCGGGCAGUGGAGGCGGGUCGGGGCGGCGAAGUCGCAAGGUGACCGGCAAGCCUCCUGGCACCACCAAGGACCUUGGCCGCUGGAAGCCCACCGACGAUUUGGCGCUCAUCACCGCCACACAACAGACAAACGACCUGAAAAUGGUUCACCGCGGUGUGAAAUUCUCGUGCAGAUUCACACUGCAGGAGAUACAGCAAAGGUGGUAUGCUCUUCUGUAUGACCCGGCGAUUUCGAGGCUGGCGAUAUCGGCGAUGCGCAAUUUGCAUCCUGAGGCGAUUGCCAAUGUCGAGAGCAAGGCUCUCUUCAGCAUCAAUGAAGAGGAAAUACUCUCUACCAUCAAAUCGGGUUCCCAGCCGACUUUGGAAACGUUUCAGGAGCUUUUGAAUAAGAACCCGCACAUAUUCUUCCAUACCCGUACUGCCAAGUCUCUAAUGAACCACUGGAACCUCAUGAAACAAUGCCAUCUACUUCCUGAUCAAACCGUUUCUGGGUCAGGCGACAUAGUAAUGUCUUUCUCUGAUGCCGAAGAAGCUAUCAAUGACGCCGAGCUUACUGAAAUGAGAGACCCUGCCCUCGAACAGGAGCUUAGCUUAUCUGAUCGACGAUCGAAGAAGGAGAUCAGAAUGUUGGAGAACGAGCUGGGACGUUGGCAGGUGUUGGUUGACUCAGUAACCGGAAUCACGCCGCAAGAAUUCGACAACCAAACUCUGGCUGUCCUCAAGGGCAGACUGGUUAGAUAUCUCAUGCGCUCCAGAGAGAUCACGAUCGGGAGAUGCACGCUGGACCACGUGGUCGACGUGGAUCUGACGCUGGAGGGGCCGGCAUGGAAGGUGUCGCGACGCCAGGGCACCAUCCGUCUGCGCAACAAUGGCGACUUCUUUCUGGCCAGCGAGGGUAAGCGGCCCAUCCACGUCGACGGCCGGCCCAUCCUCGCCGGCAACAAGUACCGGCUCAACAACAAUUCUGUCGUCGAGAUUGCUGGACUCAGAUUCUUAUUCCAGGUUAACCAAGAAUUAAUCAGCGUCAUUCGUCAGGAGGCUGCCAAACUUAGCCUACAGUCAUAAUUUUUUUAAAAUACUUUUGUACAAUAAUUUAAAAGUGUUCACCCAGUUUUUUCCAGUAUAAUAUUAUAGCCUAGUGUUAGUGGUCAAGUCUGAUCAAUUUUUACAAAAGGCAAAUGAGAAUAAUUGUUAGUUGUGUUUAUUUUCAAAAAAAAAUCUCAGGAAACGAUUAAUUCUCAAAUAUUUAGAGGUAAAAUUAUUAUUUUAAUCUUAGAUUAGUCUGUAAAUUAUCUUACUUUUCUAAAUGUGUCAAUUCAAGAAAUUUGACUUGAUAAAUGAAUAGCAGUUGUAUUUUUAGUGUUUACAUUUCAAUAUCAGAUAACUUGCUGUCGUUAGAUAUAGACAAAUAAUAUAUAGACUUGUAUUAAAACGGAA
Molecule: messenger RNA, 2069 nt
Organism: Nilaparvata lugens (brown planthopper)
Lineage: Eukaryota; Metazoa; Arthropoda; Insecta; Hemiptera; Delphacidae
Gene: Rcd5
Product: microspherule protein 1
Exons: 11
Coding region: 246-1697 (483 amino acids)
Biological process (GO): positive regulation of transcription by RNA polymerase II
Cellular component (GO): NSL complex; MLL1 complex; Ino80 complex
Molecular function (GO): protein binding; G-quadruplex RNA binding
Source: RefSeq, a predicted model, not a curated record